Lontra canadensis (Northern American river otter) is the source of this 2000-nucleotide messenger RNA. It is a transcript of the gene PLBD1, whose product is annotated as phospholipase B domain containing 1. Gene Ontology annotation, molecular function: glycerophospholipase activity. Bases 230 to 1885 code for a protein of 551 amino acids. Gene Ontology annotation, biological process: phospholipid catabolic process. Gene Ontology annotation, cellular component: extracellular region. The transcript has 11 exons. Lineage: Eukaryota; Metazoa; Chordata; Mammalia; Carnivora; Mustelidae. The record is from RefSeq and is a predicted model, not a curated record.
AGCCCACAGGGUGCUAGAGGGUCAGAAAGGACCCGCCUUUGCCAGCGGGGCAAAGGUUGCUCCCGAGGCCACGUGAGGCUUCGUCGCCCCUAAAAGCCCCCACCCGGCAGGACUAAUGGAAGAGUAAGGACGCCCCGACCUCGGAGACGCGGCGCCCCGCUGCCGGCUCCAGAGCCGCUCCAGCACCAGCUGCCUCGUCCCACCCGGGGCAGGUCGCGGCCGCCGAGCCAUGCCCCGCCGCAGCCGGGACCUCGCGCUGCUCACGUCGCCCGCCCCGCCGCCCCUGCUGCCGCUGCUGCUGCUGGUGGUGGCCGCCGCGGUGCCGCCGAGCCUGGCAGAAGUCUACUAUGCAACCGCGUACUGGAUACCUACUGAAAAGACAGUAGAAGUCAAAAACGUACUAGACAGGAAUGGGGACGCCUAUGGCUUUUACAAUGACUCUAUGAAAACCACAGGCUGGGGCAUCCUGGAGAUCAGAGCCGGGUAUGGUUCUCAGACCCUGAGCAAUGAGAUCACCAUGUUUGUGGCUGGCUUUUUGGAGGGUUACCUCACUGCCCCACACAUGUAUGACCACUUCAUUAACCUCUACCCACAGCUGAUUAAGAAACCUUCCAUCGUGGAUAAAGUGCAAGAUUUUAUGGAGAAGCAAGAUCAAUGGACCCGGAAAAACGUGAAAGCUUACAAGGAUGACCCAUUUUGGAGACAUACAGGCUACGUUAUAGCACAGAUGGAUGGGCUGUAUGUAGGAGCAAUAAGGAGGGCUAAGUUAGAAAGGACAAAGCCCAUGACCAUGUUCCAGAUUCAGUUCCUGAAUGCCGUUGGAGAUCUGUUGGAUCUGAUUCCCUCGGUUUCUCCCACAAAAAAUUCCAGCCUGAAGGUUUUCAAGAGAUGGGACAUGGGACAUUGCUCUGCUCUUAUUAAGGUUCUUCCUGGAUUUGAGAACGUCUAUUUUGCUCACUCAAGCUGGUACACAUACGCAGCCAUGCUCAGGAUAUAUAAACACUGGGACUUCAACAUCAAAGAUAAAGACACCAGCAGUAGUCGCCUCUCUUUCAGCAGUUACCCAGGGUUUUUGGAGUCUCUGGAUGACUUUUACAUUCUUAGCAGUGGUUUGAUAUUGCUACAGACCACAAACAGUGUGUAUAAUAAAACUCUACUAAAGCUUGUGGUACCACAGUCUCUCCUUGCAUGGCAAAGGGUCCGUGUGGCCAAUAUGAUGGCAAAUGAUGGCAGGCAGUGGGCAGAGAUCUUUUCAAACUACAACUCUGGCACCUAUAACAACCAAUACAUGGUCCUGGACUUGAAGAAGGUAAAGCCGAAGUACAGCCUUGACACAGGCACUCUGUACAUUGUGGAGCAAAUUCCUACGUAUGUAGAAUAUUCCGACCAAACCGAGAUUCUACGGAAAGGAUAUUGGCCCUCCUACAACAUUCCUUUCCAUGAAAAAAUCUACACCUGGAGUGGCUAUCCAAUGCUAGUUCAGAAGCUGGGUUUGGAGUUCUCCUAUGACAUGGCUUCACGAGCCAAAAUCUUCCGGCGUGACCAAGGGGACGUGACGGAUAUGGCAUCCAUGAAAUAUAUCAUGCGAUACAAUAAUUAUAAGGAAGAUCCUUACAGUAAGGGCGAUCCCUGCAAUACAAUCUGUUGCCGUGAAGACCUGAACUCACUUAACCCAAGUCCUGGAGGUUGCUAUGACACGAAGGUGGCAGAUAUCUACCUUGCAUCAGAGUACACAGCCUAUGCCAUUAGUGGUCCCACAGUACAAGGUGGCCUCCCUGUUUUUCAUUGGAACCGUUUCAACAAAACUCUCCACAAGGGCAUGCCAGAGACCUAUGACUUUGAUUUUAUUACCAUGAAACCGAUUUUGAAACGUGACAUAAAAUGAAGGAGGGAGUUGAGGGAAUAGAAGGGAAUAGAAGGUUGCAAAUAAGAUUCCAAAGGCACUAUUUUAGCUAUGUUUUUCCAUUCAGAAUUAGUCUUAAUAAAAUAUGUUAAAUUCA